Penicillium maclennaniae is the source of this 435-nucleotide messenger RNA. RefSeq names its product zinc finger BED domain-containing protein. The transcript has 2 exons. Bases 1 to 435 code for a protein of 144 amino acids. The record is from RefSeq and is a predicted model, not a curated record. NCBI's taxonomy places the organism in Eukaryota, Fungi, Ascomycota, Eurotiomycetes, Eurotiales, Aspergillaceae.
AUGGCUAGAUCUUUGUCUGAACACUUCGAUUCUAUCACGAGUGAUGGUAUCGAGUCUAUCGACCCUCUUCUAUCUGAUUGUUGCUUCUCUAUCCCGCCCUCCUCGGCCCCUAGAAGCCAGUUAACCGCGCCUGUUACUACUGAGCCCCUACCCUUCCUUAAACGCGUCGGGCCUCAGCUGAAUCAUAUCGCAGAGCAUCCUCGUUGGGGUAAAAGGGGCUUAACUUCUGAGGUUUGGCAAUAUUUUGAGCAAGGCGCAGAGAUUAAGACGGGCUAUCUGUGUGUGUCUUGUAAAAGCUGUGGUCUAAUACUUACUUACCUAUCUCGAAACGGGACAAAUGCUAUAUUAAGGUAUAGAGAAAGGUAUCUACCGAAGGGUAAGCAGAGACAGGGAAAUAUUAAGGUAUUUAUUAAUAGCCAGGUAAGACAAAAGUGA